UUCAGGAUGUCAGCCAAGAUGUGACAGAAGCGAUGGGACGCUGAGAAAGUCAAGCAACAAUUACAGCACGACGGGACGAGAAAAGUUUAAUCUAGUUUGAAAAGCAAAGAAAUCGCGACAAAUGGCGACACAGUAUUCUGACCUGGAGAAGGCCAUUAACACUUUGGUCACAAACUUCCAUGCUGCUUCUUCGGAUAACCAGCCUACACUGAAGACAGAUGAAUUUAAAAACCUCUUGUCCUCCCAGUUGCCAACCUUAGUCAAGUCUGAUCAUUUUGGAGAUGUGCUGAAGCAGAUGGGUGUGAAAGAAGGAGAAGGCGUCAGCUUCAAAAACUUCUGGAACCUAAUACAGAAUUUGGCCACCACCCAGCAUGGUCUUCUCAGCCAUGAGAAGUUGUCCAAAUGCACUUGCCUAUUAUUAUGAGCUGCUGAUUUUAACUGCAGCUGCCACCAUGACCCAGAUUGCAUCUCUGCAUUUACACAAAACAAAUCUCUUAAAAAAAUACUAACCAUUCCAAUUAAAUGAUUCCAACGUAAAUACACUUUGUACAUCAGAAUGUCUGUACACAAGUUGUUUUUGCAGUGCAUUACAGCUAACAUCUCUCUUCUAUCUGUGUCAUUUAAAUAUCAAAUAAAUCAUAGUGUGCAGACUGGAAUGGAAUUUGUUUACCACAGAAGUACAUUUAACUUUUUUUAAUGCUUUGCAUUGUUCUGUAAAAGUUACAUAAUCUCUGUACUUUUCUAUGUUAUGACAACAUUUGAAACAUAUUACUAUAGAAGUCCAAAGCAUGUAUCUCAAGACACAGAUAUGAAGUUUUUAUUAUUGUGUAAUAAAAUUAUCAACAGAU
Triplophysa rosa is the source of this 848-nucleotide messenger RNA. RefSeq names its product S100 calcium binding protein V2 (gene s100v2). NCBI's taxonomy places the organism in Eukaryota, Metazoa, Chordata, Actinopteri, Cypriniformes, Nemacheilidae. The coding region runs from base 122 to 424 and encodes 100 amino acids. The record is from RefSeq and is a predicted model, not a curated record. The transcript is spliced from 3 exons.